This is a messenger RNA of Macadamia integrifolia, 2004 nucleotides long. Its product is annotated as kinesin-like protein KIN-14S. Lineage: Eukaryota; Viridiplantae; Streptophyta; Magnoliopsida; Proteales; Proteaceae. Gene Ontology annotation, molecular function: microtubule motor activity; microtubule binding; ATP binding. Gene Ontology annotation, biological process: microtubule-based movement. The transcript is spliced from 5 exons. Bases 1 to 1701 code for a protein of 566 amino acids. The record is from RefSeq and is a predicted model, not a curated record.
AUGGAAACUAGCAGAGAGGGGCUUCUUGGAGUGGGAAGGCUGCGUGACUUCAACUUUGAUUGCAAGGAGGCGGUGAUUGCGACGGAAGGUGUUGAUAUGGGGAAGAAAACUCGUAGUUGCUUGUUCCGAGUUACUGUUAAGGGAGAGAAUUUGGUAAAUGGGCAAAGGACCAGGAGCCACCUCUGGUUGGUUGACUUGGCUGGAAGUGAGCGAGUCGGGAGGAUAGAAGUUGAGGGUGAAAGGUUGAAGGAGUCACAAUUUAUCAACAAGUCUCUCUCGGCGCUUGGUGAUGUUAUCUCUGCUUUGGCAAACAAGACAGCCCACAUACCGUAUAGGAACUCAAAGCUCACUCAUUUGCUGCAGAGCUCUCUGGGAGGAGACUGCAAGACCCUUAUGUUUGUUCAGAUAAGCCCAAGUGCUGCAGACUUGGGAGAGACCCUAUGCUCCCUGAACUUUGCUAGCCGAGUUCGAGGAAUUGAGCAUGGCCCUGCCCGUAAACAGGCAGACCACACUGAACUUUUCAAGUACAAACAGAUGGCUGAGAAGCUGAGACAGGAUGAGAAGGAAACAAAAAAAUUACAGGAUAGCUUGCUGUCAUUGCAGUUGAGGUUUGCAGCCCGGGAACAACUCUGCAGAAGCCUUCAGGAAAAGGUUCGAGAUCUUGAGAGCCAACUGGCAGAAGAAAGGAAAGCUAGACUCCAGCAUGAAAAUAGAACCUCUUUUUCAUCUGCUAAAUCAUCAGCUUUGACGUAUAUUCAACAAGGCCAGAGUAGCACAAGAGAGAAAUUGCCACCACUUGCUCCAUCAAAGACGAGAGUGCCACUGAGAGCAAUCACCAACCUUUGGCCUCAGUCUCCAGCUCAACCCAGGAAAAAUAACAUUGCCAACCUUUGGCCUCAGUCUCCAGCUCCAUCCAGGAAAAAUAAUUUUGUCAAAUCGAAUUCAGCUUCAGUGGAGGACAGAGACUCGAAGACAAUGACUAGUACAAAGACACUAAUGAAACCAAGACGGGUCUCAAUUGCUGCUGUUCGAGCUCUUCCUUCAGCAACUGCCCAAUUUCAUCAACCUAAAAGACGGGUGUCUAUUGCAACAAUUCACCCUGCUUCGAUGAUGACACCAGCCACCACUUCCAAGAUAGGCCGGUUUGCAUUUGCAAGGGAUCCACAGAAUAAUCGGAGGGUCUCUAGGACUUUCUCACCAUUGCCACAACUUAGAACUGCUUCUGUGGAGGCAACACCAGUUGGAACCAGGAGGAGUAAAUUCUCGGGUAGCCCAACAAUGCAGCGGGUUGGCUCAUGGAUUCCAAAGCACCCUAGAAGACGGAUGUCAAUUGCUGCUGUUCGAGCUCUUCCUUCAGCAACUGCACAAUUUCAUCAGCCUAAAAGACGGGUGUCUAUUGCAACAACUUCCUCUGCUUCAACGAUGACACCAGCCACCACUUCCAAGAUAAGCCGGUUUGCAUUUGCAAGGGAUCCACAGAAUGAUCGGAGUGUCUCCAGGAUUUUCUCACCAUUGCCACAACUUAGAACUCCUUCUGUGGAGGCAACACCAGUUGGCACCAGGAGCAAAUUCUUAGGUAGCCCAACAAUGCAAGUUGGCUCAUGGAUUCCUAGGCAUCCUACAGUGGUAGCUUUACAUAAGAGACACUUUUUGUGGAGCCCACUCAAGCAGAGAGGCCUGAAGAAUGAUAGAAAGUACUGAUUUUCAGAGAAUUGCGCUUCUGGUGAUCAUCAGUUCAUCAUCACCUCAAAGGCAGCCAACUUCAUCUUAUGAUAUUUACUCUAAUAUCUUACCCAUUUUGAUAACUAGUUUUAGAGGCCAAUCGUAUAUAGUAUGUACAUGAGAAAGUGAAAGAUAUGUAAUGUCAUACGAUGUAAUUUGUGUAGUACCGUUCUGAUUAUUUCUUUAGUCUUGAUAUUUGAUGACCUAUAAGAUCAAUAAAUUUCAUGUCUGCACUGCAAAGAAAAGAGAAGAAAUUGAAAUUUGAAAGGGACUCAUUUUUCA